UUCCCGCGGCUGAGCAGGGAUUUCACCGCCACCAUGUCGAGCAAAAGGGCCAAGACCAAGACCUCCCAGAAGCGCCCUCAGCGCGCCACAUCCAAUGUGUUCGCCAUGUUUGACCAGUCCCAGAUCCAGGAGUUCAAAGAGGCCUUCAACAUGAUUGACCAGAACCGGGGUGGCUUCAUCGACAAGGAGGACUUGCAUGACAUGCUCGCUUCAAUGGGAAAAAAUCCAACCGAUGAGUACCUGGAUGCCAUGAUGAACGAGGCCCCGGGCCCCAUCAACUUCACCAUGUUCCUCACCAUGUUUGGAGAGAAGCUGAAUGGCACAGAUCCCGAGGAUGUCAUCAGAAAUGCCUUCGCUUGCUUUGAUGAGGAAGCCACUGGCACCAUCCAGGAGGAUUACCUGAGGGAGCUGCUCACAACCAUGGGCGAUCGGUUCACAGACGAGGAAGUGGAUGAGCUGUACAGGGAGGCCCCCAUCGACAAAAAGGGGAACUUCAACUACAUCGAGUUCACGCGCAUCCUCAAGCACGGAGCCAAAGACAAAGACGACUGAAGCGCCGCAGAUUCCAGCCAAUGU
This is a messenger RNA of Mesocricetus auratus (golden hamster), 576 nucleotides long. Its product is annotated as myosin regulatory light polypeptide 9-like. Gene Ontology annotation, molecular function: calcium ion binding. Gene Ontology annotation, cellular component: cytoplasm. The transcript has a single exon. Lineage: Eukaryota; Metazoa; Chordata; Mammalia; Rodentia; Cricetidae. Gene Ontology annotation, biological process: platelet aggregation. The record is from RefSeq and is a predicted model, not a curated record. The coding region runs from base 34 to 552 and encodes 172 amino acids.